This is a messenger RNA of Kogia breviceps (pygmy sperm whale), 1721 nucleotides long. The record is from RefSeq and is a predicted model, not a curated record. NCBI's taxonomy places the organism in Eukaryota, Metazoa, Chordata, Mammalia, Artiodactyla, Physeteridae.
AUGCCGCCGCCGCCCACCCCCUGCGCCGCUAGCGCUGCCGCCGCCGCCGCCCGCCCCGCCCCGAGGCCCCCAGCCGCAUCCUCCCCGGGACCGCGCGGGGGCGGGAGCUCAGCCCGCCCGACACCCGACCCCCGGCCUCGACCCCCGGCCCGCGGCCCGCCCGCCCCGGCUCUAGCGCCCCGCCGCCCCGGCCAACCCAGCCGACGCCGUCCCGCCGGCCCAGACGCUGGCUUCGCUACGGCUCCGGCUCCAGCUAGCUCGCCGCUUCCGCCUUCUCCAGCCCCGCCCCGGCCGCGGCCCCGCCCCCGCGCUCGCACCGGGCCAAGCCCCCCUCUCACGGCCCCGAGCUUCGCUGCACUCCGGACGCUUUACGUUGAAGCAACUGUACGGCCGUGCAGCGCGGCCCCGCCCACGCGGCAGGUUCCCAGCCGCUGCGGGCUGGCGGCCUCCCUACACACCAGCCCAGGAAGAGGCGGUGCCAAAGGGCCGCCAGUUUCCGCCCAUCCAGAAAGCGCGCUGAUUGACAGGCGAUCUGAACAAUAACGGCAAGUGCUUGGUCGAGGCUCCCGUGAGUCUCUGUGCCCCUGUGCUAAACAACCGGUCAAGAUCUUCUUCCUUUUGGGCGGGCUUCAGGACUGAAUUUGCUGGCAAAAGAAAGAGUUCAUUGGACCGCACUGGAGGAAGUCGCCCUGAACGCCACUUCUGGAGGUGUUUUGAUCCCGUGUGGUCUUUGUGGGUACUUUCUGGGUUUUGCCCACACUACAGAUGGAGAGAGCGGUUGUGUUAGCCAAUAGGCUCACAUCCUGUCUGGAGGCUGAAAGGCCCAUUGGGUAGAAAGUAUUGAUUGACGUGAGUGCAAGCCAAUCAACACUCCCGAGGAAGGUCUCCGUAAAGUUCCCUCAACUCCUAAUUCCCAUGUGACCAUGGAGAUCAGCCAAUGAACGACUGUUCUUCUUACAGAGGCUUCAUCCAAUCAGCACUUAGUAACAGCUAAUGACCAGGAAGACAACUGGUAAACAGGAAGGACGAGCUCCUGAUGGAGAAAAUCAGGUCUGAGAAAUGUUCACAUUUGAGUGCCGGAUUAAAAAGUGCUACCUCUUUGGACUCCUGCACAGCAAGAAGUCCUCGAGAAAAAUCAAUGAUAAAUAGCAUGAUUUUCAAAUGCUGACAAGUUAGCAAAGACACUUUCUGUGUGAUGGUUCUUGACUUUGCUUAACCAUUUCAAAAUAUGCAUCCUUUCAGAGUCUUUGUUAAGAGGUUCAUGGUGCUAGUGUCUGUUGUGUUCCCUCAAAAUUCAAGGUGAUGGGAGGUGAUUAGAUCAUGAGGGCAGAGCCCUGGUGAAUGGGAUAAGUGCUGUCAUAAAAAGAGACUCCACAGAGUUCUCUAGCCCCUUGUGCCAUGUGAGGACACAAUGAGAAGUCUGCAGCCCAGAAGAGAGCCCUCUCCUGUCUAUGCUGGCCCCCUGAUCUCAGACUUCCGGCCUCCAGAAUUGUGAGAAAUAAAUUCUGUUGUUUAUAAGCCAUGCUGUCUGUGGUAUUUUGUUAUAGCAGCCUGAAGAGAUUAAGACAGUGGGGUGCUGGGUGUACCUUUGGGACAUAUUGAGGUUUUGGAAAAGCCAGUGCUAAGUACCCAGUGAGCUGGAGUGUCAGUUAGGUUUUGCUGUGCAACCAGCCAUUUCAGAAUUUAGUGACUUCAAACAACCAGCAUUUACUUAGCUCAUG